Molecule: messenger RNA, 2427 nt
Organism: Clonostachys solani
Lineage: Eukaryota; Fungi; Ascomycota; Sordariomycetes; Hypocreales; Bionectriaceae
Source: the annotation of a GenBank genome assembly
AUGUAUUCACCACGGACAUUUCUCAGUUUCCUGACAGUGGCAUCAGCUGCUUCAGGUCAACUUCAUGACCUCGCUGUCAAGGCUGGACUCGAGUUCUUCGGCACUGCUCUUGGAGAGAGCCAUACCAGUGAUUCAGCAUAUCUAUCCCUUGGCACUGACAGCAGUGAAUUUGGACAAUUGACACCUGAGAACGGUCAGAAAUGGGACAGCACUGAGCCCAGCCGUGGGCAGUUCAGCUACACUUCUGGUGAUAUUGUUCCGGGGAUUGCUGCCGCCAAUGGCCAGAUUCUUCGUUGCCAUACUCUCACCUGGCACAGCCAGCUACCCAGCUGGGUCUCAAGCGGCGGGUUCUCAUACAGCGACCUGCAAAGCAUUAUCGAAACCCACAUUGCCAACGUGGUCGGGCACUACGCCGGUGCCUGCCACCAUUGGGACGUCGUCAACGAGGCGGCCGACGACAGCGGCAACUGGCGAAGCAGCGUCUUCUACGAUACCAUGGGGACCGACUUCCUUGCCAUCUCCUUCAACGCCGCCAAAGCCGCCGACCCCUCCGCCAAACUAUAUCUGAACGACUAUAACCUCGAGUACAACGGCGCCAAGACAGACCGCGUCGUCGAAGCCGCCCAGAUCGUCCAGAAUGCCGGCGCCCCCAUCGACGGCGUCGGCUUCCAGGGCCACCUCAUCGUCGGGUCCACCCCCUCCCGGUCCUCCCUCGCCACGGCGCUGCGCCGGUUCACGGCCCUCGGCCUCGAGGUCGCCUACACCGAGGUGGACAUCCGCCACUCGUCCCUCCCGGCCUCGGACAGCGCGCUGGCGACGCAGGGCGACGACUUCGCCAGCGUGGUGGGCUCGUGCCUCGACGUGGACGGCUGCGUCGGCGUGACCGUCUGGGGCGUCACGGACAAGUACAGCUGGAUUCCGGACACGUUCCCCGGUCAGGGCGCCGCGCUGCUGUAUGAUGAUAACCUGGCUAAGAAGCCGGCGUGGACGAGUGUAUCUAGCGUCUUGGCUGCUGCAACAGCUGCGCCCUAUUUUACUUUAUUCACUCUAUUUUCCGCUUCCGGAGGGCACCUGGAACAGGAUUGCCUUGCCGUUGGGGCCCUGUCCCGCGGCCUUGUCCACGCGGAAGUAGCCCUUGCGCUCGAGCUGGAGGAAAUCGCCCUCCUUGAGCUCACCAACUCCAGGGUCGCAGAGUGCCUCGACAACGGUAGCGGUGUUGGGGUUCAGGCAGGCCUCGAAGUCAUCGUCCUUGUCCAGGGUGUCCUUGGUGAUGAGGUAGUCAAAAUCCCAGAGCUCAGCCUCCACGAGCUUGCCCUCGUUCUCGGAAAGCCAGGUCAUCUUCUGCUUAGUAGUCUUGAAGUCACCCUCGAGGUGCAGCUGGAGCUGGAGCUCCUUGAUUGGGGUGGUGCUCUUGUCAAGUCCCUUGACGAUGGCAUUGCCCCAUGCCAUGAGAGUGAACUCCUCGCCAAGCUCCAGGGCUGCGACAUCGGCCUGGUCCAUCCAGACCUUGUUGGCGAACCUCACCUGCUUGUUACCGACCGAGGGGUUCUUGGGGUGCUUGGGUCGCUCCUCGUAGUAAGGAGUCUCUGGGCCACCCUCAAUAGUUGCCAGAACGGCAUCCUUCUUAUCCACGGCAUUGAAGCGUGGUACAAUGGGGUCGAGCAUCUUCUUGUUGAGAGUCCAGAUCGUGGUCCAGUCCAUUGUGACGAUGUUACGGCUGGGGCCUUGCUUAAGCAUAAACUCGCGGAGGGCAGCAACAGUCAGGCCUCGUCGGAUGAUACCGCGGACAGUAGGCAUACGAGGGUCAUCCCACCCACUAACCUUGCCGCUGUCGACAACCUUGGUCAGCUUACGCUUGGAAAGGAAGGUCUUGAUGAAGUUGAUACGGGCGAACUCCCAAAGGUUUACUCGUCGGAUAUCCAGAGCGUUGAGGAACCAGUGAUACUGCUCGUUUCGGUCAGCGUACUCGGUGGUACGCAGGGCAUGAGUCACGCCCUCGAGACUGUCUACAACGGGGCAGGCGAAGUCGUAUGUGGGGUAGAUGUUCCAUGUCCACCCAGUGCGGUGGUGUGGUGCAGGCUCUUUAUCCUGAAAGUUGGGGAAUCGGUAAAUGACAGGGUCUCGCAUAGAGCCGUUGCUAGAGUCGAAAGCGAUGCGAGCUCGGAUGCAAUGUUUUCUUCCAUGUUCGGUUCCCUCCUUCAUCUCCUUAAAGACAGCCAGGGACUCCUCAGCGGGGCGGUCUCGGCGGGCGCUAGGAAGACGGUUCAUGCGGUCCUUCUUCUGCACCUCGGGGUCAGUGUCAUCGGCGUAGGCGUUUCCGGCAAGGAUCAUUUUCUCGGCGGUGUCGUAGAGUUCCUGGAAAUAGUCACUGGUAUGGGUGAUGCGGUCGAUCUUGAUACCGAGGAGCUUCACAUCGUCUAUGAUUGA